Messenger RNA from Antechinus flavipes (yellow-footed antechinus), 3304 nucleotides. RefSeq names its product iroquois homeobox 4 (gene IRX4). Gene Ontology annotation, molecular function: DNA-binding transcription factor activity, RNA polymerase II-specific; RNA polymerase II cis-regulatory region sequence-specific DNA binding. NCBI's taxonomy places the organism in Eukaryota, Metazoa, Chordata, Mammalia, Dasyuromorphia, Dasyuridae. The record is from RefSeq and is a predicted model, not a curated record. Gene Ontology annotation, cellular component: nucleus. Gene Ontology annotation, biological process: regulation of transcription by RNA polymerase II; cell development; neuron differentiation. The coding region runs from base 1077 to 2609 and encodes 510 amino acids. The transcript has 6 exons.
GGAUAGUGGCCUAGGUAACCAUGGGAUUCAAGUCUAUUCUAUUGUGAAGGGGAGGAAGAGGGUUCUUGGUUGCUGGUCCAUAGAUAAUUUUCCCCAGGAGUCCUGUGGGCAUUCUUAAUAGAAUAGGUAGAGAUGCAUAAGCUAAAUUCACAUCAUUCCUCACAACACCGACCCACCCCCAUCCUCCAUUACCACCACUACCCCACCAUUGCCGACUACUUUCUACCCUGAGUUCGCUUGUGUGAGUAAGGUAGAGACUUGGAGAGAAAGGAAGCAAAUUGAGCUCUUGCCAUCUUUACUCGCUCUGAUAAAUUACGGUUUGCAUGUGGGUGCAGUUAAUCAAAGCUUUGAUAGAUGGCUGUCUUACAGCGUGUACAACCUGGAAAUGAUUUGGUUAAACGGAGGACAUCCGUGUACUUUCAGAAUCAAUGCAAUUAUUGUUUGCCACCUCGACAACAUCUAGAGUGGCAGCACUGAUUUGACUGACCUGUUAUUGAUGGCGGUGUCCACUCUUCCUCCCUAACCUCCUUGAACCUUUGCAACCUCCUCCUCACCACCACCCCCCCAGCAAACAUACACAUCCCCCACCCUCAGCGCGCGCGCGCCCCGCCAUUCAGCCCAGCACUUAAAACCCCAAGAAUGCAUAGGCGAGGUCGAGUUUUCAAAGGAAAAGUUGGGAACUCCUGCUCGCGUUGGAAAGUGUUAAUCAGCAGGAAAGAGUGUGAUCAGUGGAGCUAUUCACUUGAACGUCACUCUGGUACAGGGGUUAGUGAAGUGAUUGUGGCGCCUAGGGACUGAAGGAAGGCAUAUUCCACUCCAGUCAGGUGUUAUACACUGAGAAAUGUCUACAUUAGUUCUCUAUAGCUCUCCGCAAGUGAGCCGGUACAGGAAAGAGACCAGGACCCCAGCAAUGGAAAAGCCCUCACGGGAAGAUCAGAGUUGCAGCCUGGCUUGAUCUCAGCAUCUAGAAACCUCUGGUCACCAAUCAGUGGGUACAGUAAAGCAGAACCCAGCUGCGGUAGCGUGUUAGAGCAGACGCCUCUCCUCGCUCGUUGAUAACCGGGAACUUCUGUACCAUGUCAUACCCUCAGUUUGGAUACCCUUACUCUUCUGCACCACAGUUCCUGAUGACCACUAAUUCCUUGACUACUUGCUGUGAGUCCAACGGUCGGACGUUAGCAGACUCGGGGGCAGCCGGCUCAGCUCAGACCCCAGUCUAUUGUCCUGUGUACGAAAGCAGGCUGCUGGCCACAGCGAGGCACGAGCUCAAUUCCGCAGCUGCCUUGGGAGUGUAUGGGAACCCUUACACCGGCACCCAGGGCUACGGAAACUACGUUACCUACGGCACUGAAGCAUCUGCCUUCUAUUCUUUGAAUAGUUUCGACUCAAAAGAUGGGACAGGAUCUGCGCAUGCGGGCAUCACCCAGGCUGCGGCCGCUUAUUAUCCUUAUGACCACACGCUCAGCCAGUAUCAAUAUGACAGGUAUGGUACCAUGGAUGGUGGAACAAGGAGAAAAAAUGCUACCCGGGAAACCACAAGUACCUUGAAGGCCUGGCUUCAGGAGCACCGAAAGAACCCUUAUCCCACAAAGGGUGAGAAGAUCAUGCUGGCUAUCAUCACUAAGAUGACCCUCACCCAGGUCUCCACUUGGUUUGCCAAUGCCCGAAGGAGACUCAAGAAGGAGAAUAAGAUGACUUGGCCACCUCGAAACAAAUGUUCAGAUGAGAAGAGGCCCUAUGAGGAGGAAGAAGAGGGAGAGGAAGAAUCCCAAGAAGAACAUAUCAAAAAUGAAAAGAAUGAUGAACGCGUUCGAAAGGAGGAGAAGGAACUCGAACUAAGUGACUUAGAUGAUUUCGACCCCAUAGAAUCCGAGAGCUCAGAGUGCGAACUGAAGCCGGCUUUCCAGCACCUGGACAGCGGUCACAUGCGGGCUGCUUCUGCAAGCGCAGAUUGCCCAGGAGAUCCUUGUAAAGAGUCUGCCACCUCUCUCAAAAUGUCGGUCCCUGGAGGCGUCCAGUUGGAGGAAGAUAUGGAGCGUGCCAAAAACUGUCUCAAAAGCGUAGUGGAUGAAUGUGAGCAAGAUCUAGUAGUGGGAGGGCGACAGAGGGGCUGCGAUUCUAAAAUGUGCUUUCAGCAGCCGGGGGAGUCCCAGAUCCUGGAGGCCAAGCCCCGAAUCUGGUCCCUAGCUCACACAGCCACUUCUCUUAACCAGACUGAGUACCCAUCCUGCAUGUUGAAGCGCCAAGGACUCUCCACUUCUUCCUCAUCUGCCUCCUCUUCUUCCUCCACUGCGGUCUCGGCUCCCAGCGGCCUCGAAAGGCACCAAGAUUCCCCUGUCACCAGUCUCAGAAACUGGGUGGAUGGAGUCUUUCACGACCCCAUAUUCAGGCACAGUACUUUGAAUCAAGCCUUGAGUAACACUACAGUGUCCUGGGCUACCACCAAAGGAGCAAUACUGGAAACGGGAGCCCUAGGACGCUCUCUGGGGAACAGCACGGACAUGCUAAAGGGACAUCUGGCAAACUUCCCCCCACACCACCACCACCACGACUCCAAUAAGGAGCUCCUCUCCUUUCCCAAAUCUGGCAGCAAAAUGUUCUGUUCUUAACAGCCCCGCCCCAACUGGGGCCCAGAACGUUCUUAUCCUAGGCAGAAGUGGACACAAGCUUGAAAGGAGAGUGGGGGAGGGGGGACAUAGGGAGGGGAAGAGCUUAAGUUUGAAGAAUAAACUUUUUUUCUACAAAUAAAUAAAUAAAUAAAAAUAAGCCUAACACAAAUCAAGAAGCAAGUAAACCAACCAUGUCAAACCAAGUAAUCCAAAAUAGAGGAUUUAAAAGUCUGUUUUGCUUAGGUUUACCGAAGAGACUAUUUUCAUUCCGUCUUGAGAAGAGUUUCCCUUGCCUACAACUUUGAAAAGAAUCAGUGCCGGGAUCCUUAUUUAACUUCAUGUCUAAAGAAAAAAAAAGAAGGGGGAAAACGCGUGCUAUAUUUUAGGAGUACUUAACAAACAGAAAGUUUACAUCUAAAGGUUUACAUUGAGGCAAUGUUUCCAUACCGUUUCAACAGUGAGUUUUCCAUUUCAGGCAUGCCAAUAUUAGUUAUAAAGACUUUUCAGACUUUACCCUUCUGAUUUCAUUGUUAGCAUAUAAUUCUCACAAACAACACUUCUCCCAGGUUUACACUAUUGCACAAACUUAACCUUGCAAAUAAGAUGUUUUAAAGAGGUAUGUUCACAUCAAUGGAUUGUCUGUUUCAGAGGUUUAAAAUAAUAAUACUAAUAAAACAGAGUGAUGGUGUUUUGCA